AUGGAAAAGAUGCUGUCCUGGGCACUGUUCCUUUUACUUGGUAAUUUCUGUCUAGCAGAUAUGCCACAGAAGCCAGAAAAUAUUUCCUGCAUUUUCUAUCAUAAGAUGAAUUUCACUUGUACUUGGAGCCCAGAAAAGGAAGUCUAUCCUACAGUUUAUAUUGUCAAUAGAACUUUUGUCACUGGAACAAAAAGAGACUCUUGCAUAAGUGAGAAUCGUACAUCAUGUUCUUUCUUGUACCCGUAUGUGCCCUAUCCUAAUAAUUACUCUAUUGAAGUGGAAGCUAAAAAUGUUUUUGGUGCACAAAAGUCUGACGUAACAUAUUGGGACUUGGAAAAAAUAGUGAAAAUAGAGCCAUCUACAAUUCUAACUGUGGAACCAAUUCCAGGUGUUAAACAUAUGCUUCAAGUAGAAUGGAGUAAACCUGGGGGUCUACCUUAUACAGGUUCAUAUAUAUGCCACCUGAGAUAUAGGAGAGUAAAUAGUACUAAUUGGAAGCCAGUCAGCCAAGAAUUACAAAAUGAAAGGCCAUACAAUCUCACUGGACUGCUGCCUCUGCAGCAAUAUGCUGUCUCCAUGCGAUGCCGUGUGGCCACCUCAGAGAUCUGGAGCGGCUGGAGUGAAGAGAGAACAGGCACUACAGAGGGACUAGCUCCAAAUUCCAGCUUGGACCUGUGGAGAGUCCUUGGGCCAGCCCAGCCAGAUGGAGGGAGAACAGUGCAGCUAUUAUGGAAGGAGGCAAGAGUGGAACCAAGUGUAAGGAAACCACUUGGCUACAACAUCUGGUACUUUCCAGAAAAUGAGACCACUGUUAAAGAAACAAAGACCACAGCCUAUCAACAGUUUAAAAUCCACCUAGGAAGUGGUGCCUACCUGGUGUCUGUGGUGUACUAUACGUCUGAUGGCGUGUCUCCAGAAGCGACACUAAGAAUACCAGCUGUUCACGAAAAAGCUCUCCAGUGCAUUGAGGCUAUGCAGGUACACCAAUCCCAGGACCACCUGGUGAUAGAGUGGCAGACCUCAGCUGAAGAAGUUGACAGAUGGGUAAUUGAGUGGUAUCCAGAUUUGGAGAUGGAGAAUUUGGAGAGAUCCUGGGAAUUUGUCUCAAAGACCAGGAACUGGACAGGAAGGGCAGACAGUUUUGUGCCAUUUCAGUGUUAUAACAUCUCGGUGUAUCCAGUGGUGGGAGUUGUGGGAGUUGAAGUCGGUGUUCCACAAUCCAUCCAGGCUUAUUUCAAAGAAGGGAUCCCAUUAGAAGGUCCACUGGCUAAGGCUCAAAAUAUCAGUGCUCGGACAGCUACAAUACAAUGGGAAGAGAUACCCAAGACCCAGAGAAGAGGCUUCAUCAAUAACUACACAGUGUUUUAUAAAUCUGAGCAUGGAAGAGAAUUUGCUAGGACACUCAAUUCUAGUACUCUGCAAUGUGAACUGGAGUCCCUGGAGAGAAACACUCAGUACACCGUCCAGGUCAUGGCAAACACCUUGGUUGGGAGCAAGAAUGGAACAAGUUUCAAUUUCAGGACAUUAUCAAUUACUACAAUCGAGAUUGUGUAUUUAGCCUCUAUUACUGGAGGUGGUCUUUUUCUCCUUGGUAUCCUGGUGAUGGUAUGUGGUCUCACCAAACCCAAAUUGAAACGACUAGUUUGUCCAGAAAUCCCUAAUCCUGCACAGAGCAAUGUAGUCCUGUGGCAUGGUGACAAUUUCAAAUCCAAGCUGCAUCUCGGAGAGGUCCAAUUCCAUGGCAAGAUGAAGGCAAUUGACGAGAGGAUUCCCAAACCGUACUUCUCUUCCUCUGGUGACUUGAUUGACAAGCUAGUGGUAGAUUUUGAGAACUUCCUGGACAAAACUGAGGUUCACAGAGUAGAACUGCUGAAGAUGAAGGAAAACAUUUUGGGUGGGGAAGAGAAGUAUGUGAAUUCUCCACGUAAUUUUUAUAGUCCCUCAGGAAAGGUUUUCCAAGGACUUCCAUCUUCAGCCUUGAUUUCACUGCAAGGAACACAAGAGCAAUCUUCAGAAAGGCCAGAUAAGGAAGCCAAGGGUAGACCCUUCCAGAGGCCAAGUGCUGGUGGAAUUCUGGAGCCAGAGCAGCAGCCCUGGGAAGAAGCUGGAUUGAAUCCAUAUUUAAAAAAUUCAGUGACGACAAGGGAAUUCCUCACUUCUGAGAAGUUUUCUGAUCCAAUCAAGAAGACUGAAAUGCAACCAUAGCCUGGUUUGGUAGGAGGCUCAGGACUCCAUCCUGACAUUUGCCCUGGAUCGGGGUCCAAGACAGCAUCCUAUAGGAAAAGACCUUGUGUUUCUAAGUUUUGGAAUUCCCUGGGCUAGUGAGCCCGAA
This is a messenger RNA of Dromiciops gliroides (monito del monte), 2332 nucleotides long. RefSeq names its product interleukin 31 receptor A (gene IL31RA). The transcript is spliced from 16 exons. Lineage: Eukaryota; Metazoa; Chordata; Mammalia; Microbiotheria; Microbiotheriidae. The record is from RefSeq and is a predicted model, not a curated record. Bases 1 to 2205 code for a protein of 734 amino acids. Gene Ontology annotation, cellular component: signaling receptor complex; external side of plasma membrane. Gene Ontology annotation, molecular function: cytokine receptor activity; cytokine binding. Gene Ontology annotation, biological process: cytokine-mediated signaling pathway.